AUGGAGGAAAACGGUGGUGGGCAGACCCCUGAAGACACCUCCGUCGCCGACGAGCUUAUUUCUCCAAUUGACUCAGAUCAAUUUUAUCCAACAAGGGGUCAGCGCCAGACCAUUAACCGUUUCAAUAAACAUGUAUUGGGCGACCAAUACAUUAAGCAAGCUGCUCGGCUCCAUCCAAGGUCGCGCGAAGAGACAAAGAAGCGUGACAAUGAGUUUUCGCUGACAGAGCGCAUUCAUGAGGCUGAGAUUGGCCAAAUCAAGACACCACCUGAGCCAGCUCAUAGGUGGACUGUAACGCUUGAAGAAGACACUUUUACUGAGGAAAAGUAUCAAGUCUAUGAAAACUAUCAGCGAGUUGUCCACGGGGACGAGCCUUAUGAGAGGUCGCCGGAUUCUUUUCGACGAUUCCUCUGUGGCUCUCCUCUGCAGCGUCGGACUAUGGUUGGACCUGAUGGGCGAAAGCGCCGCUUAGGCUCCUACCAUCAGUGCUACCGCCUAGACGGCGUUCUAGUCGCUAUAGGAGUGCUUGACUUACUGCCACAAUGUGUCAGCUCUGUUUAUUUCCUUUACCACGAAAGCAUCCACAAAUUCGCCCCUGGCAAGCUGGGAGCUCUCUAUGAGAUCUCGCUCGCGAUUGAAGACGGUUACCGGUGGUGGUAUCCUGGGUUUUACAUUCACAGCUGCCCCAAGAUGAGAUACAAAAUAGACUACGGCCCGCAGUACAUCCUCGACCCAGAUACCCUGGAAUGGCGAUUUUUGGAUAAGAGCAUUUUGGACAUUCUGGCUAGGGAUACUUAUACUAGCCUAUCGGCAGCCGAUAAUCCUAGAGGAUCUGGGCUGCAUUCUGCCGACGGUAUGAUCAUAGACACCUCUGCUGGAAAAGAUCAAAAAUCUGCAUCUUCGGGCGAAGACUCGGAGAAAUCCGAUUCGGAUGAAGACAGUGGCAUGACCUAUAAAUCCCUCUUCCAAUCUGGAAUGCCAGGUAUUCCUUCUGUUCAGGACAUGGAACAAUUCGAUCUGGACCACAUUGUUCUGAGGAUUUUUCCUACAGGCCCGCUGUUUGAGACGUCAGACCUUGUCGGCUGGAGGCAUAGUAAACUGGCAGAGCCGUCAACCGUAAAGCAUAGCAUUGCACAGUUGAUAGCUGCCGUGGGCCCCGAUCUCAUGGAUCGCAUCUGUUUGGAUUUGGUGCGUCGUCGAGGUUAA
Molecule: messenger RNA, 1206 nt
Organism: Trichoderma gamsii
Lineage: Eukaryota; Fungi; Ascomycota; Sordariomycetes; Hypocreales; Hypocreaceae
Product: arginine-tRNA-protein transferase
Exons: 2
Coding region: 1-1206 (401 amino acids)
Biological process (GO): protein arginylation
Cellular component (GO): cytoplasm
Molecular function (GO): arginyl-tRNA--protein transferase activity
Source: RefSeq, a predicted model, not a curated record